Molecule: messenger RNA, 2325 nt
Organism: Adineta steineri
Lineage: Eukaryota; Metazoa; Rotifera; Eurotatoria; Adinetida; Adinetidae
Source: the annotation of a GenBank genome assembly
AUGGAUACAGAUCAUAAUUCAAACGAAAUAAUUAAUGAAGAACAAUCAGUUGAGUUAAACAAUGAUAAUUCAACGGAGAAUGAAUUAACUAAUGAUAAUCCAGAUGUGGAGAACACUGAAACUAUUCCAGCAGAAAAUCCAGUGAAUUCUGAAGAACAAUUAGAAAUAGCUCGUCUUUCAACUAUUAUUACUAAUCAAACACAAGAAAUAUCUGAUCUAAAUGCGCGUGUUAGUGCAUAUCAACAACAUUAUGAAACAGUAAUAGCUCGUCAAAAAGAAGAAUACUCACGUGAAAAACAAUCAAGUGUUAUGCGUUAUGCUCAAGCUGAAAAAGCAAAAUUAGAUUCGGAUAAACGUUGUGAAAUUUUAACAGCAAAAAAUAAUGAAUUUAAUAAAGAAAAAGAUAGUUUACAAAUGAAAUUAGCUGAAUUUAAAUUAAUGAAUACAAAAUUACAACAAGCUUAUGAAAAUAAAUUAACAGAAUUAACAACAACGAAAAAAGAAUUAGAAAAACUUAAAGAAUUAAAUCAAUCAAUUGAUGCAACUUUAAAAUCAACAUUAAAUCAUUUAAAAGGUGAAUCUUUACUAUUAAAAGAACAACGUGAUUUAAAUGAACGUUUAAAAAAAGAUUUAAAUGAACAACAAGAAACUAAAGAACAAUUAAAUUCACAAUGCAAACAACUUACUGAAGCUCUCAAUGCAAUUCCAACAGAUGAUGAACGUACACAAGCAUUUGAUACUCUAUUGAGUGAACAUAAUGCUCUUAAAGUAAAAUUAGCAAAUAUCCAAGAGGAAAAUAAUUUAUUUCGUGAUAAACUUAAAUCAUCAGAUGAAGAUCGUUUAGCAUUAGAAAAUGUGAUUGAAAAUUUUCGUCAAAAUUCUAUACGUGAAAAAGAAACAACGAAAAAAUUAUACGAAGAUUUAUUAGUUGCACGUGAACAAGAUUCAGUUGAAUUAUCACGAUUAAAACAAAUUGAAAAUCUUAAUAGUCAAACACUAGCUGAUAAUGCUGAUUUACGACAAUUACUUGAAAAAGAACAUCAAUUUCUUGAAUUAACACAAAAAUUAACUGAAAAAAAUUCUAUUUUACAAACGAAUUAUGAACAAAUUCAAACAUCACAUAAAAAACUAUUAGAAGAUUAUGAAAAUAUAAAGAAAAUAAAUGACGAACAACAAAAGAAACUCUUACAACUAGAAACUAUUGAAAAAUCUCUAAAAGAUCAAUUAAAAAUUUUAGAAGAAAAAUAUGAAAAUUUAAAUAAAUCUAAUGAACAAACAACUAAACAAUAUGAAGAUAGUCUUAUUGAAAUUCAAGCAUUAAAAAAGAAACAUCAAGCUAAUACAAAAGAUUUAAUUAAACAAUUACAACAAUUACAAAAAACUAAAGUUACAAAUAAUGGUGAUGGACAAUCUUCUAGUUCACUUACUAGUCAAGCAAAAUCUCUUUCAACGAAAGAAAAUCCCGGUGAUAAUGCAUCAAGUCAUGGAUCUCCUACAGGUUCUCAUUGUUCAUUAAACGAGAUUGCUUCUUCGAAUUCUGUUUCAACACCUGAUCAGUUUAUAUCUAAUCCUCUUACUCAACAACAACAUCACCAUCAUCAUCAUCAUCAACAACAGGUUCCAGUUGAGGAAGAACAAGAAGUUAUUGUUAAUAUUGUUGAUGUUGAUCGACAGAAAUUAAUUGAAAAAUUAUUAAAACAACAAAAAUUACUUGUACGACGUAAUGAAAAAAUUGAAUUUUUAAAUGAUCAUAUACAAUUAUUGACACAAGAUUUACAAAAUAAACGUAAAAUAAUUCAAUCAUAUGCAAUGAAUGAAGAUAGUUUUAUGUAUACAUCCAAUGAAUCGGAUUUAAUAAAACAACAAUUAGCAAAUAAAACUCGAACGAAUUCUUCUUCAACAUCAUUAAUGGCAACAUUAUAUAAUCGUGCAACAACAACUGUCAAUAAUCAAACAACAGCAACAAAUAAACCAUUUGAUCAAUCAUCACCGAUGACACUUGAAACAGCAUUGGAUGUUAUGGGAAAAUUACAAGCAGUUUUAGAAGAUACACUUUUAAAAAAUUUAACAUUAAAAGAUAAUGUCGAUACAUUAAAUUUCAAAAUGCCAAUUGUUAAAUCAAGUUCAACAACAAGUGAAUCAACAACAAAUGAAGCACGUGAAGCACUUGAUCGUCUUCAUGAAUUAUCACAAUUACUUAAUACUGGUUUAGAUAAGAAAACAUUAACUGCAUGUGUUAGAUUACUUGAAGCAGGUGUUCAUCCUGAUGCAUUAGCACAAAUUAUUCAAGUGCUUCGAACAGAGACUCGACCAACUAAACUUUAA